Molecule: messenger RNA, 1029 nt
Organism: Puntigrus tetrazona (Sumatra barb)
Lineage: Eukaryota; Metazoa; Chordata; Actinopteri; Cypriniformes; Cyprinidae
Product: transmembrane protein 272-like
Exons: 5
Coding region: 230-763 (177 amino acids)
Source: RefSeq, a predicted model, not a curated record
UCUUUAAUCUGACCGCUUCACGCCGCAUAGGUGUGGCUCACAGCGGAAACAUCUCGCCCUCCGCUAAAACACUACUCUGGUUAGGAAAUACUGGGAUUUCUAACUACUGCAAAUAAAACAGAUGAGAUUAGAAUUUCGCUAUCAUACAGGACUAGAGCAGAUGUAACAGAGUCACACACGACAAAGUGUUUAAAGGCUGAGAAAGUAAUUGCACUAUGAUAUCCUGAUAAUGGACCAAUCAAAGCCAUCAGCAUUUUUGACAUCACUGUUUGUGGUACUGGCUGUUGUCAUACUGGGGGUUGUGAUUGCUGCCAUUGGAAUUGGGGCCUACUUUCUGAGAGACUGCCCUGUCCAGCCCUACAUCCCUGUCUACCUUAUAGUAUUUGGUGUAUUUGUUUUGCUUGUUCUGAUAGUGACCCUUGGCUUAAUGUGCGGUACACUUGCAAAAGACACCUAUGAGUUGCUGCUGCUGUCUAUGCUGAUCGUCUCCGUCAGUGUCAUCCUCUACCUCUUCAUUGUCUGCUGGUUCAUCACAGGGAGUGUCUGGAUAUAUUCUGUACAUCCUCCCAGUUAUGACCCAACAAACGAAGAGAACUACUGCAGCAAAACUCUGUAUCUCUUUGCGUUCUGCUUGAAUACAUUCUGUUAUGGCUGUCUGGCCGUCUUGCUGCUUUGUAGUGGAUGUUUAGGGCUUUGUAUAUGUGUACAAAAUACUUGUCGAAGACCACAGUCAUUGGCUUCAAACUUUCAGCAACAAGCAUAGGAUGUUUCACGGUGUAUCAUGAUUUUAUAUUUUGCAGGUUAUUUUAUUUAAAUCAAAAUGUAAUCAUAAAUUUGAUCAAUAUGUGCCACAACUUUAAAAAAUACAUCAUAUUUUCUACUAGUAUAGGGCUACCCCUUUUUAGGGUGACCUGAUCUAAUGUGAUCUGUAUUAUGAUAUAUUACAUUGAGUUCAAAGGCCUGGACUUGAAGGUAAUAUACAGCUUAAUAGGAUAAAUAUCGAUGUAAAUAAAAUAAAUACUGUGUAUA